Salvelinus fontinalis (brook trout) is the source of this 3314-nucleotide messenger RNA. Its product is annotated as raftlin-2-like. Lineage: Eukaryota; Metazoa; Chordata; Actinopteri; Salmoniformes; Salmonidae. The transcript has 8 exons. The record is from RefSeq and is a predicted model, not a curated record. Bases 746 to 1906 code for a protein of 386 amino acids.
AAUUGCUUCCAAGGAUGAACCAAACUUGUGGAGGUCUACAAUUUUUUUUUUUGAGGUCUUGGCUGAUUUCUUUUGAUUUUCCCAUGAUGUCAAGUAAAGAGGCACUGAGUUUGAAUGUAGACCUUGAAAUACAUCCACAGGUACACCUCCAAUUGUCUCAAAUGAUGUCAAUUAGGCUAAUUGACAUAAUUUGAGGCUAUCAGAAGCUUCUAAAUCCAUGACAUCUCUUCUGGAAUUUUCCAAGCUGUUUAAAGGCAUGGUCAACUUAGUGUAUGUAAACUUCUGACCCAUUGGAGUUGUGAUUAAGUGAAAUAAUCUGUCUGCAAACAAUUGUUGGAAAAAUUACUUGUGUCAUGCACAAAGUAGAUGUCCUAACCGACUUGCCAAAACUAUAGUUUGUUAACAAGAAAUUUGUGGAGUGGUUAAACAACAAGUUUUAAUGACUCCAACCUAAGUGUAUUUAAACUUCCGACUUGAACGGUAAGUGAAGGACCACCACAUUGAACACACUACCACAGCUGGAGCAGGAGCUGGUAAGAUACAGUAUUUAUAGCACAGUGUGUGUGUGGUGGUUCCGUGGUGGUGGGGCUUGCCCUGGGUUAGAGUUGUUUGGGUUAGCGGUUGAAGUGAAUGCACUGGAGGAACAGAUGUCUCUGUCUGAUCAGCAUAGCAAGAGGAAGAGCUGGGAAUGUGUCUUGUUUUGGAACCAUAAACUGAGAAAGGUAGUCGCCCCACUGUGCAGUAUAUGUCCUCUCUGUGUGAGCUGCCACAGGCCCUGCAGCCUUACUACAUCCAGGGCUAUGUCCUCACCACCCUGCAUCCCAUCAUCCUCUCUGUUGGACGCACACGCUCCCUGCCCUUCAGCCUGCUCUACCGAGCCAUCCUCACCCGCCCACGACCCAGCAAACAGGUGGUGUCCAUGUGUCACAGUGUUCCGGUGUUGAGGGUGGAGGAGUGGCCUAUCACAGGACAGUCUCUGACGGGUGACAAUGUUAGAGCACUGAUUGACAGGGUGAACAGUAGUGCCCGGGGGGGCGUGAGGUUUGUGGGCUCGGUGCUCCAGCCGGCUGGAGGAGGGGGCAGUAACGAUAGGAUGCCUAGCCCCAGGAGGGGCUGCCGAUCCCUCCCACGCACUCCUCCAUGUACCCCUCCUGGUGAUGGAGAAACAGACCUGGAGGAGCACAGCCCUACCUACAGCCCUGACCUGAGGUUGCUGGUGUUUUUCCACUCGUGGGCACCAGGCUGUGCUCCGCUAGACGCUCUGGCCUGCCAGUACCACCAGGGGGCACUGUCCAUGCGCGUGUCCAGAAAGGGUCAGAUGGUCAGCUCACUGGAGGCCGAUUGGCUGGAGCUGACUGCAGCCUACUACCGCAAAGGCUGGUCAGUGGUGGACUCGUUUGUGUACUGGGACACACCCAAAGGUGAGCCCGUGCCCAGGUCACUAGAGGGGCUGUUUGUCUAUGAGGAGAGAAGCACUGCCCCUCCUGCCAAUGACACUAUCGUAGUGGAGCAGUGGACCGUCAUCGAGGGUUCUGAUGUGAAGACAGAUUACGGGCCACUCCUUCACACACUGGCUGAGUUCGGCUGGCUGCUCACCUGUGUCCUGCCCACACAUAUCAUCCGCUAUGACAGUGAUGGUAACCUGGCAACCAAGCAUGUGGUGUUCCUACAGAGACCAAUCAAGACCUCUUCAAUACCACAGAGCAACCAUGCUGGGUCCAUUCAGAGCGACGUGUCCACUCACUCUGUGGGCAGCCCCCUAACACCCCCCAAUAUGGAGUUGUCCACCACCGCUGGGGGUAUCGGGGGGUUCCCUGUCUUCGGAGGGGGGUACCCCAGCACCCUGUCCCACCUAGAGGGGGGCUUCGAGCACGAUGACGGGGCGGCAGAGGUGACCUGCAUGUGACCCCUGAAAUGGACACACACAUACACCCCCCAUCUAUCCCUCUAAUCGCUUCCCUAACCAAGAAGACUAGAAAAGCAAAACUUGGCACUUUUUAAAAAUUAUUAUGUGGCCAUAUUUACAAUUUUGAGAUGGUGUUAUUUCCAUUUUUAUACAUUUUGUUGGGAAAAGCAAGCUGUAGAGACACUUUUGUUCAUGCACUUAUUAGUCCAGAUUCACACAUCACAUCUCAUCGUUCACACAGCACCUUGUCAUAUGAGGAGAAAGAACACACACACACAUUCACACAACUGUGACCAGCAGAAAGCAUAGGACAUCUUCACAGUGACCGGGGGAACCAGGAAGAAGCUUCCAUGCAGACACACACAGACCACUGGAUUGAACUCUGACCAACUACACACCUGAUUGUUGGAACGUGACCCCAUGUUUUGGGACCCCCUCCCCCAAGCACCUCCGUUCAAUACAACUUUAUUUAUCUCCUCAUCCUCAGACGUGUAACAUCUUACCUACUCUGGCUCAAGGUGACACGGGCCAAACGCACAGCUACAUUGGGAAUACAUUGUAGUGCAGCUGACUAGGUAUUCCCUUUCCUGCCACCAGCUCCUCCCCCGUUGUCUCAAACACACCCAGCUGGAUGGAAAUGUACCAGGCAGAUAAAUACACACUCGCUGUUUGUUGGUGCUACUGUCCAGGGCCUUGCAGCGUUCAGUAAUAUUAUUCAAACAGACCUCUUUCUGGGAUAGUUGUAAUACUAGGGGUGUUUGAGUUUAGGCCCGGAGAAGAUUAUUUGUACUGUAAUUGCAUGGGUGAGUCUUAUUUAUUUCCAUAUACCGGACUGCCAAGCCACAGGGUUGCCUGGGUAAUAUACUGAACCUUCUCUAGAUAUGUACAUCAGGGCUAUAAAUGUAUUGUCUGAUUGGUGCUUAAAUUUAUUGUUCACUGAUCUGAUCAUUAGUGUGCAUUUUCAUAAGAUCAAUACCUAUUCUAUUCCUGCACCUAUUGUCAUUUAGAAAUAGCUGGUAGUUAUUUUAUAGCCACAUGGUACUGGUUAUCAGGCCUCAAUUGUUUUCAUUCUGCCCAGUGAUGAUUCCUUUCCUCAGUUCUUCAGACAAAAGCUCUAUUGUGUUACUAAGGGAGGCGACAUUUGUUUAAUAAUACUAUUAAAGUGAAACAAAGCGUUUGUUGUGCAAGAGAACACCACGAUGCUGUAGAUGUUAAAUAGUAUUACUAGAGGUGGACAUUUGUAGUUAUACAAUACAGGUUUAUGAGCCCCUUUGUUUUGGGGAUGGUGAAACAAAUCAUUAUUAUUUACCUGUUGCAGUGUUUGUGAGAAUUUGUAAUAUUUUGCUUCCUUUUGUCAUCAGUGUUUAUUAUAUUAAACAGCUAUUCCUCUGUGUCCGCUUUAGAAAUA